AUGUCCGUCCCUAACAAGAUCGCUGAGUUCCCCGACGUCGAGGCCAAGCUCCAGAAACCCACGAAACAGUCCGCUUUCGAGCGCCAGAAGGCAGAAGCCGAGGCCAAGAGAUUGCGAGAAGCUGCCGAGACCGCCGCAGUCUACGAGGACUUUGUCAAGAGCUUCGACGCCGACGCCGACGAUGACGACCGCAACCAGAACGAUCGAGGCUCAGGCGGCCUUGGACGUCCGCCGCAGCCAAGGGGUGGCGGGUUUGGAGGAGCAGGAGGAGGACGAAGGCACUUUGGCGCGCCGGCUGGGUUUGGCGGGAUGAAAGCCAGCGGGCCAGGAUCCCUCGGCCCUGCACCACCGCCCAUCAGCUUUGGGAAGAAGAGGACCUACGACGGGUUUCAGACCAACAACGACAGGAGGAGGGACCACUCAGCGCCUGGCUCGGGACGAUUUGGUGCCGGAUUCGACGACAACGAGCCUGGCUCGAAACCCCUCGCCAAGGCUUUCGACGCGAGCGACGACGAGGAAGAGCACACGGGCCUGGGACGGUCCGAGGAGAAGGCCGUGGCACGCCCGACACUACGACUUGCGAAUCUGCCUCCUGCGACGUCUCCUGCCGCGAUCAGGGCCCUGAUCCCGACGAAUUUGGUGGUCGAGGCUGUCAAGAUACUCUCUCAUACAGCGCCGGGUGUUGCAGGCACGGAUCGCAAGUCGAUCGCCGCCAUUGUGACAUUGUCGCAAGAGACUGCGGCGUCUGAGAUCGAUGCUGCUGUCAGCGCCCUACAGAACCGCUACCUUGGCUUCGGCUACUACUUGUCCCUGCACCGCCAUUUAUCCUCAGCUGCUAUCGCGGCGGGGUCUUUGACAAACGUGACAGCCUCGACAACAACGACUCAUCCGUUCGGCGCAAAGCCAGUAGCUCAACCUGGACCCGCAAGUGGGCCAGACACGCGUGGGCGCUUUGCACCCCCAUCUUCAUAUACCCCGAUGGGAGCUGUCAACCGCAGCGUCUUGCUGCAUGUUCCUAUACAACCGCCAAGGGACAUUAAACAACUACGCAUGAUCCACAAGGUAGUGGAGUCGGUGCUCGAGCAUGGGCCGGAAUUCGAGGCACUACUCAUGUCCCGACCUGAUGUACAGAAAGAGGAGAAGUGGGCCUGGAUCUGGGACGCAAGGUCACAGGGCGGAAUAUGGUAUCGCUGGCGCUUGUGGGAGAUUCUCACGGGUGGUGGGCAAUCAAGAAGAGAAAGGGGCAAAUAUCUCCCGCUCUUUGACGGAGGUUCCGCAUGGAAAGUGCCUGACAAACAACUGGCAUACGAGUACACCACGCGUGUAGACGGAUUUGUAUCCGAGUCCGAAUACGAUUCGGAAUUUGACGACGAUGACGAUGACGAGCCGAAGAUCACUACCGAGGGAACCAAGGAGCCGGACGAAGUGUUCCUCAACCCGAUCGAAAAGGCUAAGCUCGUCCACCUGCUGUCACGGCUGCCGACGACACUGAGCAAGAUACGCAAAGGCGACAUAGCAAGGAUAACCGCGUUCGCGAUAAUGCAUGCGAACCGCGGUGCCGAUGAGAUAGUCGACCUGAUCGUUACGAACCUCGAAAGGCCUCUGUCAUUCAGUUCCGCUAAUCCAGACCACAACGACGCCGGCCUGGAUCAGCAAGGCGACUAUUCGAGAGACACGUCACCGACACCGAAGGAUUCCGACCCGGCAUCCUGUGACACGUCGGGCGCCAAGCUCGUGGCCCUCUACAUAAUCAGCGACAUCCUCUCGUCCUCGUCCACGAGCGGCGUCCGCCACGCCUGGCGGUACCGGCAGCUGCUGGAGGCGGCGCUCAAGGCGCGGCGGUCGUUCGAGGGGCUGGGCCAGCUGCCGGAACGGCUCAGCUGGGGCCGGCUGCGCGCCGAGAAGUGGCGGCGCAGCAUUGGGCUCGUCCUCAGCCUGUGGGACGGGUGGUGCGUGUUCCCCAACGACUCGCAGGAGCUGUUCGUGCGCAGUUUCGAGAACCCGCCCAGCCUGCGGAAGGAGGGCGACGACGCCGAGGAGCUCAAGGCCGAGGCAAAGAGGGCCGCCGGGGGGCGCUGGAAGACUGUGGACGCCACGGCUGCGGCGGCGGCGGAAGCAUCUGCGACCGAGGAUGGGCAGCCGCCGGAUGGGGCUGACUCGGACGGGAGCUACGACGAGUAUACGGACGACGAGGAGGCCGACAACGAGCUGCUUGUGCGCUACCACAUCGACGGGGAGCCGCUGCUUGACAUUGAUAUUGUCGGGCUGGCCCUGGACGGCGGGGAGGACGUGCAGAUGGGAGAAGACGGCGAUGGGGGGCCCGCACCCGAUGUCAAAAAGGCGCAGGAGCCUCCUGACGAGGCCGCCCGCGGCCCGCCCAAGGAGUCCGCUUCGUCAUCGUUGGGUCCUGGGGGUAAGCGCAAGCGGGUCACUGCUGCGGAUAUGUUUGCGGAUUCGGACUCGGACUGA
Molecule: messenger RNA, 2469 nt
Organism: Diaporthe citri
Lineage: Eukaryota; Fungi; Ascomycota; Sordariomycetes; Diaporthales; Diaporthaceae
Exons: 1
Coding region: 1-2469 (822 amino acids)
Biological process (GO): RNA processing
Cellular component (GO): nucleus
Molecular function (GO): RNA binding
Source: RefSeq, a predicted model, not a curated record